Molecule: messenger RNA, 400 nt
Organism: Vanrija pseudolonga
Lineage: Eukaryota; Fungi; Basidiomycota; Tremellomycetes; Trichosporonales; Trichosporonaceae
Gene: rpc11
Product: DNA-directed RNA polymerase III subunit RPC10
Exons: 5
Coding region: 22-348 (108 amino acids)
Biological process (GO): termination of RNA polymerase III transcription; DNA-templated transcription
Cellular component (GO): RNA polymerase III complex
Molecular function (GO): nucleic acid binding; zinc ion binding
Source: RefSeq, a predicted model, not a curated record
CAACAACACACCACCUACAACAUGCUCUUCUGUCCCUACUGCGCCAACAACCUCACGAUCGGGGACGGCGAGGAGUCGCCAGAGAAGUGCUGGGUCUGCCCUACGUGCCCAUACCAAUGGGUCAUCACGCAGCAGAUCUCGAUGCGUACCCACCUGGCGCGAAAGCAGGUCGACGACGUAAUGGGCGGCGAGGACGCGUGGAAGAACGUCGACCAGACGGAUGCCGACUGCCCAAAGUGCGAGUCCCACCGCGCCUACUUCCGCCAGCUGCAGAUCCGGUCCGCCGACGAGCCGAUGACGACCUUCUACAAGUGCGUCAAGUGCGGCUGGCAGUGGCGUGAGAACUAGACGAUACCCGCGCCUUUAUCAUCAUGUUGUACAAUGCAUUGGGUUCAUAUAG